CACACGUGACGGAGAGAGGCACGUGACAGCGCCGCGCCACGUGACGCGGGCCGGGAGAGCGGCGGAGCGGGACGGGAACGGUGCAGCCAUGGUGUCCAAAAAGCAGCUGGCAGAUUUUGGCUACAAGGCCUUCUCGGGCUCCAUGAUGCUGCUGACGGUGUACGCUGGGUACCUGUGCAGUGUCCGUGUCCAAAGGAUGCUCCAGCACCGCCGCCAGCGGGAGAAUGUGCCUGGCCCUGAGAGCUGAGCCCAUGCUGGGACCGGCCCCGGGAGCUGGGACCGGCCCCGGGCGCUGGGACCAGCCCCGGGAGCUGGGACCAGCCCCGGGAGCUGGGACCGGCCCCGGGAGCUGGGACCGGCCCCGGGAGCUGGGACCGGCCCCGGGAUCUGGGACCGGCCCCGGGAUCUGGGACCGGCCCCGGGCGCUGGGACCGGCCCCGGGAUCUGGGACCGGCCCCGGGAUCUGGGACCGGCCCCGGGCGCUGGGACCGGCCCCGGGCGCUGGAACCGGCCCCGGGAUCUGGGACCGGCCCCGGGAUCUGGGACCGGCCCCACCUUCGCUGUCCCCCCCAGGCUGGGGAGGCAGAUGGAGUGCAAUAAAACCUGUGUGUAAGUGG
This is a messenger RNA of Lonchura striata (white-rumped munia), 617 nucleotides long. It is a transcript of the gene COX14, whose product is annotated as cytochrome c oxidase assembly factor COX14. Gene Ontology annotation, biological process: mitochondrial respiratory chain complex IV assembly. The record is from RefSeq and is a predicted model, not a curated record. NCBI's taxonomy places the organism in Eukaryota, Metazoa, Chordata, Aves, Passeriformes, Estrildidae. Gene Ontology annotation, cellular component: mitochondrion.